GGCGCUGCGGCGGGGAGUCGCGGUUAAUGAUCGCGUUUGCGUUCGAGGGAGAGACGUCGGGAAGAAACAACAGAUGAAGAAACGCAGCAGCGAGAACGGUAUUGAGAGCCUAAAGAGUGUCAAAACAUGUCAAUAUUCACACCUACUAACCAGAUCAGGCUAACAAAUGUCGCCGUCGUGAGGAUGAAGAAAGCAGGGAAGAGGUUUGAAAUAGCCUGCUACAAGAACAAAGUGAUGAGCUGGAGAUCUGGAGCGGAGAAGGAUCUUGAUGAAGUCCUGCAAACAAACACCGUGUUUGUCAAUGUGUCUAAGGGUCAAGUGGCGAAAAAAGACGACCUGUCAAGCGCUUUCGGCACAGACGACCUGACAGAAAUAUGCAAACAGAUUUUAGCUAAAGGAGAGCUACAGGUGUCAGACAAGGAGCGACAGAGUCAGCUGGAGCAGAUGUUUCGAGACAUCGCAACUAUUGUGGCAGAAAAAUGUGUGAAUCCCGAGACCAAGCGGCCCUAUACAGUGAGCCUGAUCGAGAGAGCCAUGAAGGACAUUCACUUCUCUGUGAAGGCCAACAAAAGCACUAAACAGCAGGCUCUCGAGGUCAUCAAGCAGCUGAAGCAAUCCAUUCAGAUUCAGAGAGCUCACAUGCGGCUGCGCUUCGUGCUGCCGGCCAGAGACGGGAAGAGACUGAAGGAGAAGCUCAGGCCAUUAAUAAACACAGUAGAGAACGAGGAGUUCGAUGAUCAGCUGGAGAUGGUGUGUCUGAUAGAUCCCGGUUGUUUCCGUGACAUUGAUGAGCUGAUCCGCUGUGAGACUAAAGGGAAGGGAACGCUGGAGGUGCUCAGUCUCAAAGAUGUGGAGGAAGGAGACGAGAAACUAGAAUAACCUCUCCAUCUUCACCUGCUCCUCAAACCAACACUUUAAACUAUUGCUGACUCCUUUUAAAUGGAGAGCCUUUUUUUGAUGAGUUACAUCACGGUCUGAAUAUUAGCCGUUUAUUCACAGCUGGGACAGGCUUCAGGAACAAUAUUAAAUCUGGUAAACUCGUUUAAAAAUAAAAAAAACAUGUCCCCAAAAACAAAAUUAUGCUCAGUUGCAGUAAUUUAUUUUCUGUGAAAAUGAAAUUAACUUUGUUUAAAACCAAUCAAAGUAAUGAUAAAAUGAAUAUAGUGAGAUUCUGUAAGAGUGCAUUGUUUGCCACAAUUAAAUAUUUGCUCUUUAAAUAGUUAGUAAUUGUGUUGUCUGUGCCUGCAUUGAUCAGAAUGUUAAGAAAUCUUUUAUAAUCUAAGCACACUUGAAAACUGUUCAAGAACUUGACUGUGCUGUUUAAACAAGUGUGGACACCACUACAAGAUGCAUCUUUCUCUAGAAGCUCAUCUGUGUGUCGGUGUGGACUUCAGCUUGGAAAGAAAUCGCAGGACUGAUCCACAAACUCAGGAAGCUUGAUCUCAGUUGUAGGUUUAGCGUAUCUCUGUAAAAGAUACACCGGAGCAAUGUCCAGACAGCAUGUGUGAGAAAAGUAUUCAUUUGGCAAAACAGUAAAGGCUCCUUCACACCAGAAUCAAUAACUAUACAAGGCAUGAU
This is a messenger RNA of Sinocyclocheilus rhinocerous, 1578 nucleotides long. RefSeq names its product ribosome maturation protein SBDS-like. The coding region runs from base 127 to 879 and encodes 250 amino acids. The transcript has 5 exons. The record is from RefSeq and is a predicted model, not a curated record. Lineage: Eukaryota; Metazoa; Chordata; Actinopteri; Cypriniformes; Cyprinidae. Gene Ontology annotation, biological process: cytosolic ribosome assembly; ribosome biogenesis.